Messenger RNA from Arabidopsis thaliana (thale cress), 680 nucleotides. Its product is annotated as structural constituent of ribosome. The transcript is spliced from 2 exons. The record is from RefSeq and is marked reviewed. The coding region runs from base 187 to 348 and encodes 53 amino acids. Gene Ontology annotation, cellular component: ribosome. NCBI's taxonomy places the organism in Eukaryota, Viridiplantae, Streptophyta, Magnoliopsida, Brassicales, Brassicaceae. Gene Ontology annotation, biological process: translation. Gene Ontology annotation, molecular function: structural constituent of ribosome.
GCGGUGGAGAUGGAGGAGGAAGACUCUCCUCUCCGACUGCGGCGAUUGAACCGAGAGAGCCACCGAAGAUUCGAAACCUACAAAAUAUAGAGGGUGAUGUAAUCCAGCGUCUGAGCUCGCUGAGAACAGCCUCGACGCCGAUUCCAAUUCAGUACGGUGGCUUAAAGCUCCUUCAAUUCUCAGACCAUGGCCAAGGCUCUGUAUCUUUUGCUCACUGGUUCUACCAUUGAAAUGGCUAAGAAAGUUGGAGAAGUUAUAGAAAAAUCCUGCGUAGAGAAUGGGAUCACAAAGGUGGCCUUUGACCGUGCAAUUUACACUUACCAUGGCUUUAGCUGCUUCAGCAAAUAGAACACGGUCUCCAAUUUUAAGUCUUUUUUUGUUUUGUCCUUCUCAGAAAUUUGCUUGUAUAGAACCCAUGAUUGAAAUUUAGAUUAGUCGGCUUGGAACAGUGUUAACUUCUUCCUUUUUAAUGUGUUCAUUUGUUCUUACUACUUAUGCAUCUCAAGAAUGUUUAUAUCGUCUAUACGAUGAUAAUAUAUUUGAAAAUGGUUGAUGUUUACAAAGCUUCAGAAGGUAAGACAUCAAAUGUGCUGCUUAGUUAAGAGACAGGUACAAGUGCUUGCAAAUUUAGGACAGAAGGACAAAGACAGAGACGAAAACUUCGGCGCAGUGAAGGCAGU